Rotaria sordida is the source of this 2013-nucleotide messenger RNA. Lineage: Eukaryota; Metazoa; Rotifera; Eurotatoria; Philodinida; Philodinidae. The record is from the annotation of a GenBank genome assembly.
AUGGUUACUAUAAAGCCGACUGUCAUUGUCGACCUUUUGUAUCAUCCAUUUACGGCUGCUCAACUUGAUUAUCUUUCAAGAGGACCAUCUUAUAUACGACCAAAUCCAAGUGUAUUUUUUCCAGAAAAAACAUUUAAAAAACGAAUUGACAGAGAGCUUCAAGAUAUAAUGAAAAAACUGAAGAAAUGUAUGUCCGGUGGUGAUCAUCAACCAAAAAUACCACUCAACUCACGCUUAUAUACAUCCUAUUCUGAUCAAGUUCAAUCCUGUUUAAAUCAAGCUUAUAUGACUCCUAUACCAUUAAUCGAUCAAAUACGUGCUCUACGUGAAUUAAAAAUGGUUCAAUCAAUUCGAAAAAAAUUAAAAAAAUUAAAUCUUAUAUUGCGUGAAACAGACAAAAGUGGUGUAUUACAUAUUGGUUCUGCUGCUGAUUAUGAACGAAAAGCAAUUGAAUAUCGACGAACAACAGGUGCUUAUGAAGAAUUAACUUCUAAUCCAUUCAAUGACAUCAUUUGUACUGUGACACGUUUACUUAAUCAUUUAAAGUCAUUCAAGCGAAUAUAUGAAUGCCAACGAAUCAAAAUGAUGCCUAUUCGCGAGAAGACUGAAUUAGCUUAUAUGUAUUUUAUUCCUAAACCACAUAAGAAAGGUACACCACUACGGCCGAUUUUAAAUACAAUUCAUGCAGCAUCAAAACAAAUUUCUCAAUUCUUAGAUAAAUUACUUCGACCAUUAUUUGAUCGAUUUGUACGUCAAACAACGUUUGUAGAUGGUGCUGAUCUUCUUGAACAACUUCAAAAAUAUAUUCAAAAAGGUUAUUUUAAUUCAUCGACUCUUUUUAUUACAUUCGAUAUUACAAAUCUUUAUACAAUGUUACCACAAGAAGAAUCUUUAGCUAUACUUACUGAAUUUCUUCAUACACAUAAUUGUGAAAGAAUUAAUGGUCUUUCAAUUGAUACUAUUAUCGAAUUAGCUCGUAUUGUGCUUCAAGCAAACGCUUUUGUUUAUAAUAACAAAUUUUAUCGACAAAUUAUUGGUGGUGCUAUGGGAUCGGCAUUUACUUUAACAUUAGCAAAUAUCUUCAUGUGGAAAUGGGAAAGACAAACUAUUUUACCAAAAUUAUCUUCACAUGAAUUAUAUGGCCGAUAUAUUGAUGAUGUUUUCUUUACAUCGAACCAAUGUGAAGAAAAGGUGAAAGAAUUAUUAGAAACAGCUAAUAAUUUUCAUCCAAAUAUUAAAUUAGAAUAUAAGAUUGGAAAAAGUGUUCCAUUCCUUGAUGUUCUUAUUCAAAACAACAAUGGUAUUUUCGCAUCAUCGCUCUAUCAUAAACCUUCAGCUGAACCAACUGUGUUAUCAUUUUUAUCAGAUCAUCCACGACAUGUCUUUCGAAAUGUCAUUCAAACUGCUCUCACUCGAGCUGUACGAUAUUCAUCAACAUUUGAAAUAUUUGAUAAUGAACGUCGUGCCAUUCGUUUAAUGUUCUUAUAUAACAGAUAUCCAUCCAAUUAUAUAAACCAAGAAUUUGAAAAAUUCUUUGCUGAUUAUAUAACUUCAACUUCUUCGUCAAUUUUACCAAUGAUUACCGAUGAAAGUCAAUUCCUUGCAUUACGUCAAAAACUCUUAAAUCAACCAACAGCGAAGCAAACACAACUGGUCAUAAGUGCAGCUACCGUACAGCUUACACAACAUACACAAAAUGUUACACAACCAAAUACAAAUACAAUGGAAGCAACUAUUCAACGAAACAAUGAAAAGUUCAAAAAUAACAUCUUUUUACAUGUAAAACAUGAGGGUCGACUGAAAGGUUUAGCUCGUGAAAUACAUAUGAUACAUGAUAGUCACUUCAAAAAUACCAGUCACGGAGACAUAAGAUUAGUUGUUGGUUGUCGAAAUAAUCCAAAUAUUGAAUUUGAACUUUCACGUAAACGACCAUCUUCAUCAGUAUUAAAAGAUCCAUUAGCAAAGAAACGAAAACCAAAUGAAGUAAAUGGUAAUGGCGUGAAUAUCUCGUGA